AUGGCGCAGGCUAUUGACGAGUUCCUGGAGGAAAUGAAGGUUCGCGACCGUAAGAAUCCAUUCUAUCAAGAGGUCCUGCUCUCGCGCUCUGUUUUAGCAUUAGAUAAAUCAUCAAAUGGCGUGCAAAUUUGUGCAGAUGAACUGGAGUUUGUGAAGACUCUCGAGACACAAAAGAGGUCAUCAAGGUCGAUUAAGACCCUUGGGUCUCUGAGACCUUUCAUAAAUGGGCUCUCGGGCUUAUUAGAGACAUGCCAAGGCUUGUUGAAUGCGACUCCAUUCUCCAUGGGUGUUGCAUUCGUGGGAGCGAAGCUUGUCUUAGCUGUGAGUCCACCCAUUCCCCUUCCCCUGUAA
This is a messenger RNA of Penicillium angulare, 351 nucleotides long. RefSeq lists its product as uncharacterized. Lineage: Eukaryota; Fungi; Ascomycota; Eurotiomycetes; Eurotiales; Aspergillaceae. The transcript has a single exon. The record is from RefSeq and is a predicted model, not a curated record. Bases 1 to 351 code for a protein of 116 amino acids.